GGUACCCUAAGGUAACGUCCCUUACGCGUUGUAACAUGCAAGAGACACACAUGGAUGAUGGCGUCUCUUCAUCUGCAUCUGCAUCAGAGAUCAGGAAGUCCGACCACCUAACAAUCUCGCUUGCACGUCUUAAGAUCCACGGUUGAGUCGUUCAAAGUUACCAUCACUAGAUCAUCUGUUUUCGGCUGUGGGUCACCGAUCUAGACAGACACGCGGCAAGGGGGAUUCAGAGACAUGACACCUCAACCUCAGCUACCUUAGGUCGUACUGUUACAUCAACAGCGAGAGAUCUCUUCAAGGGAUCAUUAGCGCGGGACAGAGGAGAGAGCCAGCUUUGACGCAGGAAAAGCCCACGUCAAGUUCAUUUCACAUACGACGCAAACACACAGUUCGGCUGUCAACCGAAAUCAUGGACGAUUCCAUCGAGCCCAGCCACGACGAGAAGACGGCCAAUGAGAACGGUCUAUCUGAUGCAGAAGACGAUAAGAAGGACUUCAUUCUAGAAGCAUGCCGUCAAAGGGAUCUCGACGCAUUGAGGAUUAUUGCACAGUCACCGGGAGGUUUCUUGACAGACAGUAUCCGUCAGCAGGCAUGGCCACUCCUGUUGGGCCUUUCACCCAGCUCGGACGACAAGUCCGAAUCUGACGGGGCGGUCUCCUCCUCUUGGAAAUCCCUCCCGCGCCACAAGGAUGAGGACCAAGUCCAGCUCGACGUCAACCGCGCCUUCAUCUACUACCCGCCAAACCAAACCCCAUCCCAGCUCGCUCACCAAAAGGAUCUCCUCUCCACCCUCAUCGUCUCGCUCCUCCGCCACCACCCCUACCUGUGCUACUUCCAAGGCUACCACGACAUAGCCCAAGUCCUGCUCCUCAUCCUGCCCCCGAGCCUCCACCUCCCGGCGCUAACCCGCCUCUCACACCUUCACAUCCGCGACUUCAUGCUGCCGUCCCUCUCCCCAGCCAUCGCCCAGCUCCGCCUCAUCCCUGCCAUCCUCUCCCUCGCCGACCCGGCCCUGUGGCACCACUUGUCCCUCACCCAGCCCUUCUUCGCCCUGUCCGGCACGCUGACCAUGUACGCGCACGACAUCACCACCCUGGGCGAGAUCACGCGCUUGUUCGACGUGCUCCUCGCGCGCGACCCCGUCUUCACCGUCUACCUCUUCGCCGCCAUCAUCCUGUCCCGCCGACGAGAGCUCUUCGACACUCCCCGCGACGAGCCCGAGAUGUUGCACAGCAUCCUGUCCAAACUGCCCUCCCCGCUGGAUCUGGAGGGGCUGAUUGCCUCGGCGGUGGAGUUGGAAGGGCUAUUCCCGCCCGAGACGCUGCCCGCGUGGCGGAGGGCGGUAUCGAGGUGGAGCGUGCUCAAGACUGCGAGACGGCGGAAGGAUGGUGGGGGGAUGCAGGAUGCGCAGGUUGGCGUGGAACAGGGGCGGGUGUGGUUCGAGAACCAGGUCGAGGAGUUGCGGUGGGAGGAAAGGAAAGUAAAGGCCCGGAAGUGGGUUUGGAAGCAUCGGCGGCCGGCGGGCAUGGUUGGGGCGGCCGUAUUGGUCGGUGUGUUGGCCGUGCUGUUGCAGAAGGGCCCGUUGCCCGGUCCGGUGGUGUCUGGGCUGGGGUAUGUAUCGGGGCUGUUGGCGAGGUGGCGGCGGUAAAUUCUGUUGCCUGCGUUGUUAUCUUUGGUUAGAUUACGAUGACAUCCGGCUCAGGCCCGGUAUGUGGAAUUUGAUGGGCAAGAUUCGCAAACCACCUGAGAAGCCUGGCGGAUAUUCAUUGAUCCAUCAACGGGUUAUCCUCCCUUUUGAUUACCUUUCACACCAGAGUGGGAAAAGAAAGACAACCCCUAACGCCGGGCCUCGCCUUGGCUACCCAGCCUCCUGAUACCCAGUCUUCAACGCCUCAAAAUGCUCCUGCUCCUCCAACGCCAGCUUCCCGCUCACAUCGCUGAUAAUUGUCAAAAUCAAGCUAUAAUUGUUAUACAGAAACCGAUCACGCUUCCUCUUAUCCGGCCCAAACGAAGCCUGACUGGCCUUCGCCAAGAACGUCUCGACCUCGUUCCGCAACCUCCUCAG
Messenger RNA from Parathielavia appendiculata, 2065 nucleotides. RefSeq lists its product as uncharacterized. The record is from RefSeq and is a predicted model, not a curated record. The transcript is spliced from 2 exons. The coding region runs from base 410 to 1648 and encodes 412 amino acids. Gene Ontology annotation, biological process: positive regulation of GTPase activity; endoplasmic reticulum to Golgi vesicle-mediated transport. Gene Ontology annotation, cellular component: endoplasmic reticulum membrane. Gene Ontology annotation, molecular function: GTPase activator activity. Lineage: Eukaryota; Fungi; Ascomycota; Sordariomycetes; Sordariales; Chaetomiaceae.